AUGGGUGGGAAAGAUUCAAUCAGCAAUCUGCCGGAUGAGGUCCUGGGCAAAAUCCUGUCUCUGCUUCCGACAAAGCUUGUCGUCUCCACAUGGGUUCUGUCCAAGAGGUGGAGGAAUGUGUUCCCUCUGGUAGACACGUUUGAUCAUCGACCAACAACAACUCCUGGAGGCCCUAGCUUCGUUUCUUUCAUUUCCAAGCAUAUUUUCCUCAAGCCUUCAACUCACAUCAAGAAAUUCUCUCUGACUUGUCAACCUGGCGAACAUUCCAACUGUUUGAUCCAAACUGUGUUGGAACGCGGCUGCUUGGAGCUACACGUGCAGUGCAAUCUCACCCAUUCUCUGGGUAUCAUUGUCUUUGAGAGAAACACAUUGGUUAAGCUCACACUAUCCGACGGACUUCACCUGUGUAAUCAUAAACAGAAUUUUGAUGUUCGUGUUGAUCUCGACCGGGCUCCGUAUUUCCCCUCGCUCAGAUCGCUUUCUCUCGGUGCAGUCUCGGUAGGUGCCGAUCUGUUCAAGCUGCUGAUUUGGCACUGCCCUGUCCUGGAAGAGUUAUUCAUACGUGAUGAUGAUGCUGACCUGUCAACUUGGCAAGGCUUCGUAUCAAGUGAAUCCCUCAAGCGGCUUGUCGUUUCUGUUGUCAACCUUCCCAAUGACGACGUUUGGCUUUUCGCACCCGCUCUUGUCUUCCUUGACUAUUCUUCUUGUGUCCCUUGUUACUUCGGUGAAGUGGUUUUGGAUUCGCUUGUCGAAGCUAGGCUGGACGUUCGGUUUUGGGAGUCACCUACUGAUGAUGAUGAUGACGAUGAUGAUGAUGAUGAUGUGUGUGGUUAUUUUGAUGGUGAUGUUACGAACCUCGUUGCGGGGAUAAGCAACAUAACGACCCUUCACUUGUCUCCUAACUCUCUUGAGGUGUUUCACUGGUGUUGUAAAACCAUGCCGGUAUUCAACAACCUCCUCCGUCUGUCUAUUGAGAGUGACAAGGAAAAAGGGUGGCAAAUAGUGCCUCUUCUGCUUAACAAGUCUCCAAACUUACAAACCUUGGUCAUCAAGGGUCUUGUGCACAAGGUUACAAAUGGAUGUGGGGACGUGUGCCCUUGCAACCCUAGUAAAAGGAGGAAGAAGAGGAAGAGGAUGAUGAAGGAAGAGGAAAAGGAAGUGGAAGAGGAUGAGGAUGAGGAUGAUACGUCUUGCUGUUUAUGGACCUGCCAAGUGAAGUUUCUUGAGAUUUCAGGGUAUAGAGGAACGCGGAGAGAACAUAAACAGAUGAGACAUUUCUUGGGGAAAUUGAAAUAUCUUGAGACUGUCAAUGUUGGUCUUCAUCAAGAAGUGAAGAGUCUUAGCUACUUGCGAGUCACCAGCGAUCUAAAGAAGCUUCGCAGUGUUUCGCCGACGUCUCAGAUUCACUUCUUGUGA
Molecule: messenger RNA, 1416 nt
Organism: Microthlaspi erraticum
Lineage: Eukaryota; Viridiplantae; Streptophyta; Magnoliopsida; Brassicales; Brassicaceae
Source: the annotation of a GenBank genome assembly